AUGGAAAACGACAACGGUGAAUUGGUUGAACUUUACGUUCCACGCAAGUGCUCUGCCACCAACAGAAUUAUCAAGGCUAAAGACCACGCCUCCGUUCAAAUUAACAUUGCUAACGUUGAUGAGGAAGGACGUGCCAUCAGAGGAGACAACACCACUUUCGCUCUCUCCGGUUACGUUAGAUCCAGAGGUGAGGCUGACGACUCUUUGAACAGAUUGGCUCAACAAGCGGGUCUGUUGAAGAACGUCUGGUCCUACUCCCGUUAA
Komagataella phaffii GS115 is the source of this 264-nucleotide messenger RNA. Its product is annotated as 40S ribosomal protein S21. Bases 1 to 264 code for a protein of 87 amino acids. Gene Ontology annotation, molecular function: structural constituent of ribosome. The record is from RefSeq and is a predicted model, not a curated record. NCBI's taxonomy places the organism in Eukaryota, Fungi, Ascomycota, Pichiomycetes, Pichiales, Pichiaceae. Gene Ontology annotation, biological process: translation; endonucleolytic cleavage to generate mature 3'-end of SSU-rRNA from (SSU-rRNA, 5.8S rRNA, LSU-rRNA); endonucleolytic cleavage in ITS1 to separate SSU-rRNA from 5.8S rRNA and LSU-rRNA from tricistronic rRNA transcript (SSU-rRNA, 5.8S rRNA, LSU-rRNA). The transcript has 2 exons. Gene Ontology annotation, cellular component: cytosolic small ribosomal subunit; ribosome.